AUGGGUGAAUAUUGCUUGAAUCCAGUCACCAUGGGUUCCAUAACAAAAGAGAAAUUCAAGUGGUUACAUGUGCGGGGAUUUAUUUGGGUGACCUACAUACCCCGUGUUUUACUACCAGAGUUUAGUGUUGCUAAUUCUGAUAUUGUAGUGCACAGAAUUUACAACAAUUGCCCAUCCUUGAUAGUGGAAAGUUCUGGUAUCGGUCUCAUAUACCAGCAAGACGAGGAGGAAUUUAAGCAAGCAAUAAUCCAAUCCUGGACCUCCUUCUUUGACAAUGCGGAUCCCAUCCGUCAGUUUGUCGAAGGUCACUCUCCCGAGCAGCCAAAGCAAGAUCAUAUGCCCCAACCACACCAUGUUCAGGACUUUAAUCGAGACAUCAUACUCCACGCAAUUUUCCGUCCGAUUACCGAAAUUCUAGAGUGGUAUCGUUUUCACGUCAGUGGUUCUUCAGUGCAGAUCCCGUUGCCGCCAUCUCUAUGUACUCAGAGAAAUUGGACAGGACUAGCGCUUUAUGCAUAUUUCUCAGAUCUUGAGAAUCCAACUGCCUCCCUAGACAACUUCGAUCCAGAAAAUCCUCACAACCUGAUUUGUCACUUGGAAACUGACAACACUAGUUUGGAACUCCACUCCUAUCGAUCAACUGGCCAUGAAUUAAAGUGGUUAGAAGAUGGAGGAUUCAUUUGGCUGACCUAUAUACCACGGAAAUGGUUUCAAGAUCAGUUGAAUGGAUGUAGUCACUUAUUGGAUGCUUCAUUUGCAAGCGAUAGGGCAGGGCUGUAUGCGAAAAUCUGUGGUUUCCGUCCCGUAUACCAGCAUGAUGGUGAGAGCGAGGUAGGACCUAGCAGAGCAGAUAGCUCCAUCCAGGACGCUCACCAUGAAAGAUUGGAAGGAGCCGAGGGUCCUAAUAAGCCUAAAGACAAGGGUAAACAAGUUCAGGAAUAG
Molecule: messenger RNA, 942 nt
Organism: Prunus armeniaca (apricot)
Lineage: Eukaryota; Viridiplantae; Streptophyta; Magnoliopsida; Rosales; Rosaceae
Source: the annotation of a GenBank genome assembly